AUGGCGGAUCUACUCACUGGAGGUGCCGUUGGAGCUGUAAUGGGAGAAGCCGUGAAACACGCUCUUCUCACAAUCAAAAAGGGUCGAGAAUUCGCUCCCACACUCGAAUCAAACAUCGAAACCUUAAAAGCUUUAGCUCCUUUAGUCGAAGAAAUGAAAGGUUACAACAAUUUACUGGAUCGACCAAGAGAAGAGAUAGAGAGGUUAGAGAAACACAUAAUAGAAGGUAACGAGCUUGUGCAGAAAAGCAAGAAGCUUACUCUAUGGAACUUUCUUUCUUUCCCACGUUAUCAAUCUAAGCUUCAGAAGAAAGAUGAAGGGCUUAAGAGACACUUGUCUGUUAAUGUUCAGGUUGAGAAUAAAAAGGAUUUGAUUGAGGUUUUGGCUAAGGUGAAUGGGAUUUUGGAGAUUUUGAUGAGGAAGGAAAAUUUGGGCCAGUUUGAUGGAAAUCAAGUUAGGGGUUUGUGUGGUGCUCCGGAUGAGCCUGAGUGUUUGGGAAUGGUUGAGCCUUUGAAUAAGUUGAAGAUGGAAUUGGUUAAAGAUGGUGUUUCUGUGCUUGUUUUGACUGGUUUGGGUGGUUCUGGUAAAAGCACUCUUGCUAAGAAGCUUUGUUGGCAUCCACAAAUCAAAGGCAAGUUUGGUGGAAACAUCUUUUUUGUUACUGUUUCAAGAAAUCCCAACUUGAAGAAUAUUGUACAGACACUAUUUGAGCAUUGUGGAUGUCGUGUGCCUGAGUUUCAAACCGAUGAAGAAGCGAUUAACCGAUUGGGACUUCUUCUGAGGCAAGUUGGUAGAAAACCAAUAUUGUUAGUCUUGGAUGAUGUUUGGCCUAACUCGGAAGGCCUUGUUGAGAAGUUCAAAUUCCAAAUGUCAGAUUAUAAGAUUUUGGUGACUUCAAGGGUUGCAUUCAGAAGAUUUGGCACCCCCUGCCAGUUGGAUCCGCUCGAUUAUGGUCCUGCAGAGUCCCUUUUCCAUCACUUCGCGCAAUUGAAUCACAACAGCUCAUACAUGCCUGAUAAAAAUCUUGUUCGCGAGAUAGUGAGAGGUUGUAAGGGUUCGCCGCUGGCGCUUCAGGUCAUUGCUGGAUCACUUUGUCAGCAGCCUUUUGAGAAGUGGCAAAAUAUGAAGGAGUUUUUACAAAGUCAAUCCAUUCUGGAAUUUAAUAGUACUACUACUAACUUGCUUUGUUUCCUUCAACAAAGCUUGGAUAUAUUGGAGGAUAUCAAUCAGAAGGAGUGCUUCAUGGAUAUGGGACUUUUUCCUGAAGACCAGAGGAUUCCUGUUACCGUCCUCAUUGAUAUGUGGGCAGAACUGCACGGCUUAGACGAAGAUGGUACACAAGCAAUGGCCAUUGUCCAUGAUUUAAUCACCAGGAAUUUGAUUAAUGUCAUAGCUACAAGGAAAGUUGCAAGGGAAACAGACAAGUACUACAAUAACCACUAUGUCAUGAUGCAUGAUCUUCUCAGAGAACUAGCAAUUCAUCAAAGCAAAGGGGAGCCGAUUGAACAGAGAAAAAGACUGAUCGUCGACUUAAAUGGAGAUAGUCGUCCUGAUUGGUGGAUAGGACAGAAUCAGCAAGGAAUGAUUAGUCGUGUGUACUCGUUUAUCUCCGGAAUGUUUGUAAAACCGAAACAGCUAAAAGUUGAUGCGCGUGUAUUGUCUAUAUCAACAGAUGAAACAUUUUCUUCGGAUUGGUGUGACAUGCAACCUGAUGAAACUGUGGUUCUGGUUUUAAAUAUUCGGUCUGAAAAGUACUCAUUACCAGAUUUCACAGAGAAAAUGAGUAAACUGAAAGUUUUAAUAAUCACAAAUUAUGGUUUCCAUCGUUCUGAAUUAACCAAGUUUGAACUACUUGGUUUUUUAUCAAACCUGAAAAGAAUAAGGUUGGAGAAGGUUUCAGUCCCUUGCCUGUGCAGACUGAAGAAUCUGCGGAAAUUAUCCCUUCAUAUGUGCAAUACGAAGAAUGCUUUUGAAAGCUGUUCUAUCCAAAUUUCUGAUGCUAUGCCAAAACUUGUGGAGUUGAGCAUUGACUAUUGCAAUGAUUUGAUUAAAUUGCCGGAUGGAUUUUGUAACAUUACCACAUUGAAGAAGCUCAGUAUCACAAACUGCCACAAGCUUAAUGCUAUGCCUCAAGAUCUUGCAAUGUUGGAAAAUUUGGAAGUGCUGAGGCUUUGUUCCUGCUCUGAUUUAGUGGAGAUGUCAGAAUCUGUUAGAGACCUUAUCGAGCUACGUUGUCUCGACAUCUCAGAUUGUGUGAGUCUUCCAAAGUUACCGAACGAUAUUGGUGACUUGCAAAAGCUUGAGAAGUUUUACAUGAAGGGUUGCUCAAACUUGAGUGAAUUGCCUUAUUCUGUCCUUAAUUUUGGAAAUUUAAAGCAUAAAAUAUCUGUGAUUUGUGACGAGGAAGGUGCUGCGCUGUGGGGACAUUUUCCCAACAUUCCAAAUCUAAAGAUAGAGAUGCCUAAAGUAGAUAUUAACUUAAAUUUUCUUCAUGGAACACGUUCAUGA
Lathyrus sativus (Indian pea) is the source of this 2508-nucleotide messenger RNA. NCBI's taxonomy places the organism in Eukaryota, Viridiplantae, Streptophyta, Magnoliopsida, Fabales, Fabaceae. The record is from the annotation of a GenBank genome assembly.